UUUAACUUACAUACUCAAAAAAGCGCCGUUUUGCUCCACUCGGAAACCUUCUUCCCUUUGCUCUUCUCCAUUAGCUCCGCCGCGAAGACCCUUUACACUAGACUUACUAUGGGGAGAAAACGGAACUUGAGCGAAGAUGGUGGUAAGGAAGAUGAAGAAGAGAAGCCUAUGAAAGAGAAAAGGGUGAAAGAGAAGCAGGAGGGAAGAGAAAGCAUGCGUCCUUCAAUGAUUAAGAACAAGGAGAAAAGAUCAGCUGUCCAUGCUAAGUUGAAGAAGCAGAAGAAGGUUGAGAAGCGGAAAAAGGUUAAAGCUCGUGAAGCUGUUGAGAAGAAAGCAUUGGAGCUAGGGGAGGAGCCUCCACCAAAGAUGGUACCCCGUACGAUUGAGAAUACAAGGGAGUUAGAUGAGACUGUCUGUUUACCUGAUGAUGAAGAGCUAUUUGCUGGCAACGAUGUUGAUGAGUUUAGUGCAGUUCUGCGGAACGAGCGUACCCCGAAAAUAUUGAUUACAACAUCCCGUUAUAACUCUACAAGAGGACCAGCAUUUAUUUCCGAUCUUAUUUCUGUGAUUCCUAAUGCUCAUUACUAUAAACGAGGGACAUAUGACCUGAAAAAGAUUGUCCAAUAUGCAAAUGAGAAGGAAUUUACUUCUGUUAUUGUAGUUCACACCAAUCGCCGUGAACCAGAUGCUCUUCUCAUCAUUGGUUUACCUGAUGGACCUACUGCUCAUUUCAAGCUCUCAAAGCUCAUGCUACGGAAGGAUAUCAAGAAUCAUGGAAAGCCAACUAGUCACAAGCCUGAGCUAGUUUUGACCAACUUCACAACACGUUUGGGGCAUCGAGUUGGGAGGAUGGUACAGUCACUUUUUCCACAAGACCCUGAAUUUCGUGGCCGUCGAGUUGUGACCUUCCACAACCAACGUGAUUUCAUAUUUUUUCGCCAUCAUCGCUACAUUUUUGAAACCAAAGAGAGCAAACAGAAAGAAUCAAAAGGUAAAAAAAGCAAGGAUGAGAAGAACUCACAAGAAAGGACAGUUGCCCGUCUGCAGGAAUGUGGUCCGCGAUUUACUCUCAAAUUAAUCAGUCUCCAGCAUGGUACUUUUGAUACUAAGGGUGGGGAAUAUGAAUGGGUUCACAAGCCGGAGAUGGAUACAAGUCGACGGAGAUUUUUCUUGUGAUAAUGUUGGAUGUUUCUGCCGUUGGGAUUUCAAGGUCUUUGUACCCAAACCAUGUCAGAGGCAGAAGUUCACUAUGAAAAUUUUGAUCUUUUCUGUUUAACUGUUUUUCUAGGUGGGGGUGCACUUUUGUAAUGAACUAUUCCUUACAGUAACUUAUUAAAGUAGAAAGGUUGGGUUUUAGUCUUAGUCCAUCACAAAAGUUGUAUGUGACCUUUAGCAACAAGAUGAUUAAUUACUUAAUUUAAGGUUGCUGA
This is a messenger RNA of Solanum dulcamara, 1430 nucleotides long. RefSeq lists its product as uncharacterized. The transcript is spliced from 11 exons. Bases 109 to 1176 code for a protein of 355 amino acids. Gene Ontology annotation, cellular component: preribosome, large subunit precursor; nucleolus. NCBI's taxonomy places the organism in Eukaryota, Viridiplantae, Streptophyta, Magnoliopsida, Solanales, Solanaceae. Gene Ontology annotation, biological process: maturation of LSU-rRNA; maturation of 5.8S rRNA. Gene Ontology annotation, molecular function: rRNA primary transcript binding. The record is from RefSeq and is a predicted model, not a curated record.